AUGAAAAGUGGCAAAGAAACGAAGGAAGGAGAAAAGGGUAAACGACCGAGAAAGAUCGGUUUCGUUGAUCCUCAGGAAGGUUCGGAGGGACCGGAUGGUAGGAAAAGUACCGAAAAAACCUAUCGAAAAUCAACCUAUCCCCGGGAAAGCAUGGCAGCCAUGGCGCGGAAAUCUUCCGUACUAAUUCUAUCCCGUUUAAUGGGACCGGCGAUGACUUCCUCCCGAGCCGACCGAGGUCUCUACGAUCGAACCAGCAUGUACGUAGUGCCCCGCUUCCAAAACACCUACCGUCUGGAUUCGAAAAAUCCCUUCCGCCGUGAGGCGAUGCUAACGCUGAUGGAUCGUUUCUUAAAAUCAUACCUCGAAGAGUACAAGUACGUACCGAAGCGUGCCAAAUGGUUGGCAGAAAAUUUAAGCGAAGAGCUACGAAAUCAAUUUAAACUGUGCCAGUUCGAACGGUACCGAAUCGUGGCCCUCGUUACGGUUGGGGACAAGAAAAUGCAAGACUUUCGGUGUGUAGCACGUGCCCUAUGGGAUGCGGAGAAGGACGAUUGUUUAAGCUGCACGUACGAAGCGCUAACCUUUUUCGUGGUCGCUAGUGUUUGGGUCGUUUACUUCGAGUGA
Messenger RNA from Anopheles maculipalpis, 624 nucleotides. Its product is annotated as dynein light chain Tctex-type 5-like. NCBI's taxonomy places the organism in Eukaryota, Metazoa, Arthropoda, Insecta, Diptera, Culicidae. Gene Ontology annotation, cellular component: cytoplasmic dynein complex; cytoplasm. Gene Ontology annotation, molecular function: dynein intermediate chain binding. The record is from RefSeq and is a predicted model, not a curated record. Bases 1 to 624 code for a protein of 207 amino acids. The transcript has 5 exons. Gene Ontology annotation, biological process: microtubule-based movement.